This is a messenger RNA of Fonsecaea multimorphosa CBS 102226, 1179 nucleotides long. RefSeq lists its product as uncharacterized. Lineage: Eukaryota; Fungi; Ascomycota; Eurotiomycetes; Chaetothyriales; Herpotrichiellaceae. The transcript has a single exon. The coding region runs from base 1 to 1179 and encodes 392 amino acids. The record is from RefSeq and is a predicted model, not a curated record.
AUGUUUUCUUUAGCGAUAAUCUUCGCCUAUCUUUCGGGACUGUUUGUCUGUGCUCAUGCCUCCAGUGCUGUUUGCUCCCAGCCUCCAUAUGCACUAUUCCUUCCUCUAUCAAACUUCGCCCCGGCAGAAACGUUCUGCUCAUCUAAAUUUCCACUUCACUGUACAGUGACUUCUACUACCACAUCAACAUCGACCUCCGUCAACACCGUCGACACUACUUACUCAACUGCUAUUGUUACCACGGGGACUACCACCAUUUCAACCACUGUCGACACAAGUACCAUAUAUGUAUACAUUAGCACGGCGACUGAGACCUCGACGACCGACACCACUACAUUGACCGUGACCACAGGAACAUCCACUACUGUCUCUACUGCAACUGCAACCUCUACUGUCACCAUAACGACAGCGAGCCCCACGCCAGCCAGGCUGAAACGCUCAGUGCCUUCGGUUCCGGACUUCCUUGCUCAUCCUACCGAGAGGAUUCCUGAACCACCAGUCUUUGCGCAACCGACCCCGGCGUUCACCACCUUGGUCACGGCCUACAAUGAUGCUGGAGCAGCUGCGGGCAGCAGCCUGACAAAGAUUCUCUGCAGCCUCCAGGCCGAAGCCGCCUCGGUCUUCAGCACAGUAUGCUCCUGUAUUGAAGCCUCUCCAACAUGUCAAACAAACACAGUUAGCACCACAGUCACCGAGACCUCUACCGUCACCAGCUCCAUUGUCGCGACGUCCUUGGUACAGGCAACCUCGAUUACAUCAGUGACUGCUACAGACACCAUUAGCACAGAUACUACAACCACUACUUCUGUCGAGGCAACAACCACUGCCUCUGUCGAAGCCACCACCACGAGCACGACGACUACGACAACAACCACGACGACUACUGUGUAUACUGCUGCUCCUACAUGCGCGGGUGUUCCUCAAGGAACAUAUACAGACUCUAAUGGGCACUCGUACCAGGUCACUUGCAGCUGCUUCUUGGUCGACGCGAUUAGUCUCGGCGCUUAUCCUGCAAGCACUUUCGAUGGAUGCAUGGUGCAGUGCGACCAACUCAACAACUGCGUCGCUGCACAAUGGAAUGAGGCUGCAGGCGUAUGCGGCUUGUUAGCGAAGUUUGGAUCCAAUGCUGUGAUCUGCGACCCUUCGCCAGGCCUGGAUGGUGCGAUGAAGCUGAGUUAA